Messenger RNA from Bipolaris sorokiniana ND90Pr, 1317 nucleotides. RefSeq lists its product as uncharacterized. NCBI's taxonomy places the organism in Eukaryota, Fungi, Ascomycota, Dothideomycetes, Pleosporales, Pleosporaceae. The record is from RefSeq and is a predicted model, not a curated record. The transcript has a single exon. Bases 56 to 979 code for a protein of 307 amino acids.
AUCUCUGUUUCCUCCCGGAAGGAGCCUUGGCCUUCAUAAGCAUUUUAACGCGACCAUGGCACAAGUUUCCAACAACGACCUCGUGCAAACAGAAGAGGAGUACGAGGAUGACGAUGACGACGACGAUGUUUUUAAUAUUAUGUUAAGUCCUGGCGGCGACGAAGGCAGCUCAUUUCGCACCAAAAACGACCCGUCAGCGCCUUACCAGCGUACCAAUGUUACCGAACGUAAAGGGGCAUUGGACAUCCGCUGCACCUGUCUGGACGUGAUUCAUGGCCUCGUAAGCCCCGAUGCCGACGAAUUUGCGACACUGAUUAUUCUCAACUUCCGGUUCGACAGCCGCAAGACAGCAAGGCGCAUUUUAGCUGUGAACAUCACCCUCCAGUUUGCACCUGAGAAACACGGUGACCCCGAGCCCGAAGUGUUUCAGAUUGAACCCUACGAUAGUAUGGUUAUGGUUCAGACGACACAGACGGAAGAGAAGAAAACCACGGCGGGCGUCAAUCUGGGGGCACCUCCGCUUGUUGGUGUAGAGUUGGGGGCGGAGUUGGGCUGGGAACGCAGCGUCAACCGAGAAACCACAGAUGCGACAAAAGUGAUCGGUUCGAUUGAUCUUUUGGGAAGAACUUAUGGGAACGCGGACAGCGCAUCUUGGUCGCUUAUUGAGAAUAGUACUACCAAGACUGGCGUACCGUCAACAAUGCGUACGGCAAUCUUGUUGAAAAGGCAGGACAAGAAACCUUUUCGUUGCGAUUUCAAGAUAGAAGCCAAGGUUGACCCUAAAAGUUCUAUGGAGAGGAGCUUUCAACGGCUGUUUGGGGGACGAUCUAAUGAUGAUCCUCUACUCUUUGAUCCACAGCUGCCUCCUACCAACAAGUUGCAGACGUACGAUCUCACCGCACUUGGAUCUGUGGACCUGGGCAGUCUCUCGGGCGUGACUUUCCAAAGUGUGCUUGACUCUGCAGUAAAGCAUAUUUAGAACAGUUUGACGCACAGAUCCAACGUAAAUACUAGAUAAGACCUUACCAAAGUUUAAAGGUUGCAAAAACAUGUUGGCUGUAUCAAGUGAUUCUUUCCUAGUCCUGUCUAUACAUCAGUAGCACUGUUUGGGUUUCCUAUUUUUAGCAUGAUCACACACAUCUGGUUCAUAGUUCGGGUUAUGAUUUGCGUUAUGAGCAUACUUGCCAUACUUCUUACUUUUUUUCAUCAUUAAUAGCGCUGAAAUAGCUACAUACAACACCUGGAGCCGCAGCUGUUCCCAUAUACCAUUUAUGUGGUUUAAUGGUGACCGUGGAGAUUGGGAGACGGAAAUACGAG